Molecule: messenger RNA, 668 nt
Organism: Dermatophagoides farinae (American house dust mite)
Lineage: Eukaryota; Metazoa; Arthropoda; Arachnida; Sarcoptiformes; Pyroglyphidae
Source: RefSeq, a predicted model, not a curated record
ACUAUUCGUUUUAUUCGUUGAAUUUUCACGCGCUUUCAAAAGUUGUUGAUUGUUCAAGAUAUCUUGCAAUAAACAAAAAAAAUCAUGAGUGCCCAAAACGAAAUGAAACACAUUUUCAAAUCACUUAUAGUCGAUUUGAAGGAAAAUUUUAGCGAAGAAUUUGAUCAGAUGAAACUGUAUGAAAAUGUCGGUGUACUUGAAAAAAACGCUGGUAAAAUGUUGAAAAAAUACAAUGGUUACAUGACCAAGGUAGAGAAACAACUAGAUUCACGUUUAGAAGUGAUCAAAACUCAAGACAAAUUUGAAAAAAAUUUGGACCACAACAUGGACGAUGAAUCUAUCCAGAAAAUAGUGAAAAUCAUAACUGAUAUGAAUGAAAUUAAAGAGAUGAACAAAGCGAUACUUGAAACAAAAAUAGAAGAUGAAUUAAAGGAAAAAGAAAUCGAUGACCUAAAGCAGACAUUGGAAUUAUUAAAAAAUGAGCCAUUAAAAUCCAUUGAUCAAUUGCUCCAACAACAGGAAAAACAACCACCACAAGAAUGACUUUGAUUGAUUUCUUUCAUUAACAUAUUGUAUAUUCAUAAUAAAUGAUAAAAAAAAUUCAAAACUUUUUUGCUUUCGAACAAGCUUUAAAUUUAUUAAUUAAAUUAAAUGAGUUGUUUGCCAUA